Molecule: messenger RNA, 2656 nt
Organism: Brassica napus (rape)
Lineage: Eukaryota; Viridiplantae; Streptophyta; Magnoliopsida; Brassicales; Brassicaceae
Product: F-box protein At3g60790-like
Exons: 4
Coding region: 1034-2500 (488 amino acids)
Molecular function (GO): protein binding
Source: RefSeq, a predicted model, not a curated record
CUCUUUAUAUAAACGUUUCUUCUCCCUAAAGAAAACACAUUUGAGAUUUUCAUCAUCGAAAGAGAUAGAGAGAGAAGUUAAAGAUAACAAAUAACGAUCAUGAAGCUCGUCUGGUCGCCGGAAACUGCCUCUAACGCUUACAUCCAUACCGUUAUAGAACGUGUAAAGCUACAAAGAAUCGAGUGUAGCCGAGUAUUUAUCGGCUACGGCGGCUGGAUGGAGCACGAGGCUGAUCGUGGAGACUUGGAAGCGUGGAGACCCCAUCGCCACCAGUGUCGGACUAGCUGUAGCAGCCAUACAUACCCGCGGAAGACACAUAUGCAUAGUUCCUGACGAGGAGUCAAGAUUGGAGUACGAGACCGUGAUGAAAAGAGCCGUCGUGAGCGAAGCGACGGAGAUAGUGGUCGGAGACUCGGUGGAGGACGUGGUGGAUAGACUCUCCGGCGUGGACUUCUUGGUGGUGGACUCAAAACGAGGCGAGUACGUCAAGGCGUUGGGGUUAGCGAACACGAGCAAAAUGGGUGCCGUUUUGGUGUGUAAAAACGCCACGCAGAAGUCUAUCCCUGGGUUUAAGUGGCACCGUGUUUUGAGACGAGGCACACGUGUUGUAAGAUCGGUGUUUUUACCCGUCGGGAGAGGGUUAGAUAUCGCACACGUGGGAGCCAGUGGUGGUGGUGGUGAUUUGAAGAAGGUUCAUAGUCGUUGGAUUAAACACGUCGAUCCUCGGUCAGGAGAAGAGCAUCUGUUCAAACGCAAAUAGAAAAUAAUCUGGGUAAUAAGACCAUUUAAAGGAUAAAAUUUUUAAGUUCCUUUUUAAUGAUGUAACUAGUAAGCAAGAACGUUGAAUGUACUUUUGUUAUUGACCAUUUGCAAAUGGUCAAGAGUUGGUGAUUUUUUCCAAAAUAAUAAAAUCUUUCACAUCUUCAUAAACACCACAAAAACACCUCCCAUUAUCAUUUUCAUCUCAACGUUAAGUGCAUUCUAUCUCUUCUCUCUCACUUUAUUUUCUUUCAUCUUGUUUGAUCCAAUAGCCAUGACAGCACCCUCAUCAUCGUCACCUAGAAGAAACCACCAAUAUUCUAUCGAUGACCAUGACUUGAUCAGCAAACUCCCAGACGAGUUAUUGCAAAUGGUUCUCUCAAAUUUGUCCACCGAAGAAGCUGUAAGAACAAGUGUUUUGUCGUCACGUUGGGUGGAUGUGUGGAAAUGGAGGUCUUAUCUCGUCCUCGACAUGAACAUGGUCUUGGAUUCAACCCCCAAGGAACGUUUGCAACAAGUUUCUGUUCAGUUGGCUAGGUUAAUGACCAAGGUUAUAAAUAAUCACCGUGGCCGCCUAGAGAGAUGCACUAUUCAGCAUUACAAAUCCCAAUGUAAGGAUGGUACGCUCCAAAGUUGGAUCGACUCAGUGACUGGUUUGAAACACACAAAAGAUCUCACACUUAUAAACUAUAUCCCUGCUAUAAGGCAUUACAAAAGAGCUAAUUUGCUCAGCUUGCACCCAUAUACAUUUUCACAUCAUAGCCUCAGUUCACUAUCACUUUGUGGAUUUAGCCUAAUAGGUCCAGAUGCCUUCUGCAAGUGCAAGAAUCUUAAGACUCUCAAUCUUAUAAACAUUGUCAUCUCACAAGCUAGUGUCCUUAGUGGAGUUUUAGCAGCUUUCUCCUCCCUCGAGGUUAUUGUGUUGAAUGUCAAUUUCCUAACCCCACGUGGUGUGUUGAAGAUCGAGAACAACAAUUUGAAGUUCUUGCAAUUGUCUUACCUUAACGAGAUUGAUAGGAUGGAAGUGUAUGCAACUUGUCUAGAUGUUCUAGACAUCAGGUGUAUCAAAGUUAAGAGAGACAACUUCAUCCUCGUUGCUCCCAAUAUCGAGGUUAACAAAAAUUCUUGGCUGGAUAAUCACAGCCGUAAUGAUUGUCCUCACCUCUACUGUAACGUAUCAUCAUUUCUCGCUCAGGUGGAAACAAACAUUUGGCAUAAGAUUUUGGGGAGCGACUUUAUUGAUAUGAGACGGUAUGUGUAUUUAUCAGUGAGUGUAGAUAUAACUGAUCCGAAAGAAGUGGAGAUACUGGAGGAAGUUUUGCUUAUGUGGACCAAUGGUUUGUUGGAGCUUGAGAUCUUUUUCAAGGUACACUCAUGGUUAAAUUCUCAUUAUUGGAUAGAACUUGACCACUUCUCUCAUAUAUCAUAUAUCAUAUUUUCAUUUCAGCAUAAGAAAUCUCAUAGGGAAGAAGGUGAAUGUUCUACUAACGACAGAACACAUGCAAAACUGUUCCCUAACGCUGAUUUACGCGUUUAUAAUGUGCGGUUGUAUAAUUUUGAUGGUUCGAAUGAGGAAGAAUUUGCGUUUGUUUCACGUUUGGUGAUGCAAAAGCCGGUGAUACUGAAUAUGAUGAUCGAGACUUCUUUGUUUCCUCCGACGAAGAAGUUCAAUGCGGAAGCAGCUGUGGCCAAGUUGAUGGAACUUAAAUAUUACAAAAAUCUUAAAAUUGAAUGCUUCUGAUGAAACUUUGGUUCUAGUAUUAUAAACUGUUUGCUAGCCUUCUUUAUUAUAUCUGAGGAUAAUGUGGUUUUGUGUUCUACCAUUUUGAGAAUUUAUGUGGUCUUGGUGAGAUUUGCUAUAUCCUAAGAUGAAUAUUAUUUGAUUUUUGUUUUAUUA